AUGGUCCACAUCCGUCCUAUGACUAUCUCUGACAUGCAAAGUGUCAAAGAGUGCAAUCGCCGCAAUCUUCCUGAGAAUUAUCAUUAUAUCUUCUUUAUGUAUGUAAUCAUAUCUGCCCAAGGAGGGUGUUUUGUUGCCGAGAACUCGGCUAAAGAAGUCAUUGGCUAUGUUAUUGCUAAACCACAAGAUUCCUUGGAAGGGAAAGAGCCGCCUUUUGGUGAAUAUUGUGGGUAUAUUACUUCUAUUGCCGUAGACCAGGCCUAUCGUGGGCGUGGUCUUGGGAAGACUUUAUUAAGUGUAGCUAUUCAUGGUCUGUGCCGGGUGAUAGGUGAGCGCAAAGAAGCUACUUCUGUGCUAAUGUGUCUGAACGUACGAGAGUCCAAUAAUAGGGCUAUAGAGAUGUACAAGAACUCCUUUGGGUUUAUGGUCAAGCAAACUGAGCCGGAGUACUAUCCGGACAAAGAGGCCUCUCUAUUUAUGACGCGGGUUUUUUCGCUCCAUGGAGAUGCGGGCCCACGAGUCACAACGCAGUAA
Messenger RNA from Nematocida homosporus, 534 nucleotides. RefSeq names its product N-alpha-acetyltransferase 10/11. NCBI's taxonomy places the organism in Eukaryota, Fungi, Microsporidia. The coding region runs from base 1 to 534 and encodes 177 amino acids. Gene Ontology annotation, biological process: N-terminal protein amino acid acetylation. Gene Ontology annotation, cellular component: NatA complex. The transcript has a single exon. The record is from RefSeq and is a predicted model, not a curated record. Gene Ontology annotation, molecular function: protein-N-terminal amino-acid acetyltransferase activity.